This is a messenger RNA of Exophiala xenobiotica, 1839 nucleotides long. RefSeq lists its product as uncharacterized. Gene Ontology annotation, cellular component: nucleus. Gene Ontology annotation, molecular function: RNA polymerase II cis-regulatory region sequence-specific DNA binding; zinc ion binding; DNA-binding transcription factor activity, RNA polymerase II-specific. The record is from RefSeq and is a predicted model, not a curated record. Gene Ontology annotation, biological process: positive regulation of transcription from RNA polymerase II promoter by galactose; DNA-templated transcription. Bases 1 to 1839 code for a protein of 612 amino acids. The transcript has 3 exons. NCBI's taxonomy places the organism in Eukaryota, Fungi, Ascomycota, Eurotiomycetes, Chaetothyriales, Herpotrichiellaceae.
AUGAACCCGGAAAUCGACCUUGAAGCCAUCAAUGAUGGCACCAACGAUGAUCACGCUUCUCAAACACAGUUUUCUUCGUUCGUAUUUUCGAGUGAAGAAAAGGAUGACCCAAGGUCGCAAAGUCACUCCAGUAUUACAGCAGCCAGGGAUCCAACGCCGGAGCCUCUGCCGAGCGGAUCAAGCGGCUUUGACUGGGGCAAAGAAGGCUACAAUCUGUCGGAACAGGUCGACGGGAUGGGCAUCAUCGCAGUUGACACAGAGGGCGUCGGCUAUUUAGGUAAGGACACGGUCAUUGAAGUCACAAAUCGCCAAACUGAUGAGGCCGUUACAGGGAAACUCACAAAUGUCGCACUAUUCCGUAUGUUGCACAAGAGCGGCCAGCUUUCGAGGCACGUCCCGGUGUCGGCAUCCCAUCCACAAUUGGCAAGGGACUGUUCAAAUGAGAUCCCCUGGGAAGAACUGGAGAAACCCUCGUUUCCGGGUGGGUUGUCCGACCUUCUCAUGGAUGGCUACUUUCACCACUUCCACACGGCGUAUCCCAUACUUCAUGAGGCAACCUUUCGUGCGCAAUACGCUGAGGUUCUUCCAAGACCCCCUGAGGAGGCCUGGUCUUUACUUAUAAGAACCGUGUUUGCCAUUGGUGCCUGGUGUACAGGGUGCAGAAUCUCGACUGGGCGUGGCAGUGGAACUUCGGAUUGUCUUGACCUCUUCCAGAGCAUAGAUCUCCUAAGAUCCGGUUCUAUCCACAUGGUUCAAGCCUUGACGUUGCUGGGUUGCUAUCUGCAUAAGCAGAAUAAACCGAACACGACCUCCAUAUACCUUGCCGCCGCGGUCAAGAUGGGCAUGAGUCUGGGACUCCAUCGCGAGUUUCCGGACUGGAACAUCUCAUUGCUGGAUCGUGAGAUGCGGCGAAGAGUCUGGUGGUGUCUCUUCGUCCUGGACAGCGGCCAGUCUAUUGCCAUGGGUAGGCCAAUUCCCCUGCCGCAUGCUGGUGCAAUGGACGUAAAGCCACCCUUGAACAUCCCAGAACAGGCGCUAUCUACAAGAACAAUCGUACUCUCCGAAGAGUUUCCAGGACUCACAAUAUACUCCAAUCUGCUGGCUCAAGUCCAAUUCCAUUUGAUGAUUAACAACACGUACAAUCGCUACGUCAACAACCCGGAGGUACCAGUCAAGGAGCUUCUCACUUUCGACUCCAAGGUCACCACUUGGGCACAGGCUCUACCACCGCAUCUGCAGGAGGCGAUUCCUCCUCAGACGGCCUUCUCGUGGUUGAAGUUUGCCCCCUACCACCUUUUCUGGAGGAUCAGGUGCUUGAAGAUUGUGUUGUUCUUUCCUAUCCUCCUCAAACUGGCUCGAAGACACACAGAAACAACUGUGGAACUACCGGAUGCCGAUCACCAGCAAGCAAUUCGUGUGUUUAUAGAUCACGCACAUGCGAGCAUCACUUCCAUCCACAACUUUUUCACGAUGGAGCCCUCCAACCCCCUGAGAGAUUGGUACGCACAAUAUUGUCUGAUUCAAGGUGCUUUGGUCUCGAUACUUGCUCUCCAGACAAACCUCGAUUCCUUGAAGGACUACAGGGCAACGUUGCUCUCCGAUAUUGAGGUAAUCAAAGUUUUGCUCGAGGGUCUGACGAACCAGCAUCCACGUGCGACGACAAUGCUGGACAUUAUCAACCAGGUCUUGAUGGGGCACUCACCGAACAACCAGGGGGAGACUGGUACAACAUUCGAUAGCGAGGCAUUCCGGCAUGUGUGGAGGGGACCUCUAGAAAAUCAAAUGGAUCCAUGGCUGCAAGAUUUCUGGCCGGAGACGUCCUGGGAUCUUGUAUCAUGA